UCCAUUGAUGACGCAAUGACGCACAGCGACGACUUGGGGCUGGAAAACAUGUGAGCAUCGGUACAGGGACGUUAUGCUGAACAGGUGGCCACGAUGAAGUCAAGGACCCGCAGUCUUCAGGUGUUUGACACGGAGCUGAGUGCGGACACCGUGGAAUGGUGUCCUGUUGCUUCUUACCACAAUGUCCUGGCCUGCGGGACAUAUCAGCUUCAGAAAGAGGGUGGGGAUGAAGACGCCGCCCCCAGUCGCACCGGACGUCUUUACCUCUUUGAGUUUUGUCAGGAGGGAGUGUCGAGGCCUCCUCUCACUGAGCUACAGCGCACAGACACAGCAGCGAUUUUAGAUUUAAAAUGGUGCCACAUUCCCAUUGCAGAGAGGCCGGUUCUGGGUAUGGCUACUGCUACAGGAGAGCUGCAGAUGUUCACACUGUCAGACAGUCAGGAAGGUGGGCGUGGUCUGCAGACUCUGUGCAGCUGCCAGGUGGGAGCAGAGCGACUUGCCUUGUCCUUGGACUGGUCCACUGGAAGAAUGGACAGCAGCAGCAGCAGCAGUGAUGUGCGGGUGACGUGCAGUGACUCUGCAGGCUGCAUCAGUGUGUUCUCUCUGGCUGAAGGUGCUCUGAUGGCUCUGUCUCAGUGGAAGGCCCAUGACUUUGAGGCUUGGAUCACAGCCUUCUCCUACUGGGACACACAGCUGCUUUAUUCUGGUGGGGAUGACUGCAAACUCAAAGGCUGGGAUCUCAGAGCUGGUUCAUCACAUCCGGUUUUCAUCAGUAAAAGUCACUCCAUGGGUGUGUGCAGCAUUCACAGCAGUCCACACUGUGAACACAUCCUGGCUACAGGCAGCUACGAUGAGCGGGUUCUGCUGUGGGACAGCAGGAACAUGAAGCAGCCCCUUACAGAGACUCCAGUGGGUGGUGGGGUGUGGAGGCUGAAGUGGCACCCAGACCAGCCGUACCUGCUGCUAGCAGCCUGCAUGCAUAACAACUUCCAUAUCCUUCACUGCCAGCAGGCGCUAGAGGGCGAUGGAGGGUCCUGUCCUGUUCUGUCCUCCUACAUCCUUCACAACUCCUUGGCAUACGGAGCAGACUGGUCCAGACUGUCCCUCGAGGACUCGGCUCCUCAAUCCCCACCCGGCACAGAGUCAAAAGCAGGUCUCGCAGAAAGCGGAGGACAUUUACGGAUCCAGUAUGAGUCUCCCACUGCCAGCUUCGACACUUCUCUGGAGGACGAUGUGGGACGAUAUAUCCCAGAGGAAAGCACUGCCCCCUCUACCCGUCCUGCUGCAGGUCCAACCCCCAAGCUUGACGAGGACGCCCCCUCACUGUCCUGUUUGCUGGCCACCUGCUCAUUCUAUGACCACAUGCUGCAUGUGUGGCGCUGGGACUGGAGUCCAGAGCCUCAGCAGGUGUCGGCUCAUUGCAGCUAAACUGGAGGAAUGUCUGAGGGAACACGGCUUUAUCAUGAAGAGGAGUUCAACACUUCUAUAGAUCAUCCAGUCACCAAAAACUCCAUUUUUAAUCACCAUCCUGUUUUUAAUAAGGAACUCUGUAAUCCUUAUUCUCCUGUUCUACUGUAGCAGCAAAACCAACACAGCUCCAACAUGAGUAGUUUUAUAAACACCUUUUGUUUUCUGUGUAGCCUUACCAAACUGUUUGUCCUGAGGAGCUGAUUCAUGUAAUUUCAAACAGAAAAAACAUUUCCCCUGGAGCCGACAGGAUAUUGUUUCAAACUAAACAUAAAUGUCUCUUUCAUUGUU
Messenger RNA from Austrofundulus limnaeus, 1758 nucleotides. RefSeq names its product diphthamide biosynthesis 7 (gene dph7). The transcript is spliced from 10 exons. The coding region runs from base 94 to 1428 and encodes 444 amino acids. Gene Ontology annotation, cellular component: cytoplasm. Gene Ontology annotation, molecular function: protein binding; diphthine methylesterase activity. The record is from RefSeq and is a predicted model, not a curated record. Gene Ontology annotation, biological process: protein histidyl modification to diphthamide. NCBI's taxonomy places the organism in Eukaryota, Metazoa, Chordata, Actinopteri, Cyprinodontiformes, Rivulidae.